Symphalangus syndactylus (siamang) is the source of this 3185-nucleotide messenger RNA. It is a transcript of the gene SLC35F2, whose product is annotated as solute carrier family 35 member F2. Gene Ontology annotation, cellular component: membrane. Gene Ontology annotation, biological process: transmembrane transport. Gene Ontology annotation, molecular function: transmembrane transporter activity. Lineage: Eukaryota; Metazoa; Chordata; Mammalia; Primates; Hylobatidae. The record is from RefSeq and is a predicted model, not a curated record.
AGUUAGGAGAGUCCCGGCUCACUCACUGCUUCUAACUCACUGCUCACUCACCGCUUCUUAGCUUAGGAAUCACCUACAAUAACCUCGUGUCACUGUAUCUUGUGAUUUCAAACAAGGAACCCUAAAAACCUGAAAGGCACAUUGGGUAACGCUCAACAAUAAGGCUCGGCUGCCAAGACGAAAAAAAAUUGCCCUUUCUCCUCCUGCCACCCUGGAGGUGCCAGGUUGUAAUCUGCAAAUGUAUUGUCUGGCCCUUAGGGCUUGACAGUUAAUGAUUGGUCGUUGAAGGAGCCGGGCGGAGGAGCGAGAGGGACGCGAGCAAGCGAGCGAGGGAGGGAGCGCAGGGCCCGAGCGGAGCCCCAGCCGGCCGCACAGGCGCCGCCUCCCGUCUUCCGGGACCCGGCACAUCGGGGGUUUUGGGCGCCGGAGACGCGCAAGGGCGCCGAUGGAGUCAGACUCGCCGGCGGGCCCCGGCGCCCCAGAGCCCCUCGCGGAGGGAGCGGCGGGCGAGUUCUCCAGCCUGCUGCGCAGGAUAAAAGGCAAACUCUUCACCUGGAAUAUUUUGAAAACAAUUGCUCUGGGUCAGAUGUUGUCCUUGUGUAUAUGUGGGACAGCCAUCACCAGCCAGUAUUUGGCAGAAAGAUACAAAGUGAACACCCCCAUGCUUCAGAGCUUUAUCAAUUAUUGCUUGCUGUUCCUAAUUUAUACAGUGAUGCUGGCAUUUCGAUCAGGCAGUGAUAACCUUUUAGUAAUCUUGAAAAGAAAAUGGUGGAAGUACAUCCUGCUGGGACUAGCAGAUGUGGAAGCUAAUUAUGUGAUCGUCAGAGCCUACCAGUACACAACUCUAACCAGUGUCCAGCUUUUGGAUUGCUUUGGGAUUCCUGUGUUGAUGGCUCUGUCGUGGUUUAUUCUUCAUGCAAGAUACAGAGUGAUCCACUUCAUCGCCGUGGCUGUCUGUCUGUUAGGUGUAGGAACCAUGGUUGGUGCAGACAUACUAGCAGGGAGGGAAGACAAUUCAGGGAGUGAUGUACUGAUUGGUGACAUCUUGGUCCUUCUUGGGGCUUCCCUCUAUGCCAUUUCGAAUGUUUGUGAGGAAUACAUCGUGAAGAAGCUGAGCAGACAGGAGUUUUUAGGAAUGGUGGGCCUGUUUGGAACAAUUAUCAGUGGUAUACAGCUAUUGAUUGUGGAAUAUAAGGAUAUUGCCAGCAUUCAUUGGGACUGGAAAAUUGCCCUGCUAUUCGUGGCAUUUGCCCUGUGUAUGUUUUGCCUGUACAGCUUCAUGCCAUUGGUGAUUAAAGUCACUAGUGCCACUUCCGUCAACCUGGGCAUCCUGACAGCGGACCUCUACAGCCUUUUCGUUGGACUCUUUCUGUUUGGCUAUAAGUUUUCAGGACUCUACAUCCUGUCCUUCACUGUCAUCAUGGUGGGGUUUAUCCUGUACUGCUCCACCCCGACUCGCACGGCCGAGCCGGCUGAAAGCAGCGUGCCUCCAGUCACCAGCAUUGGGAUUGACAACUUGGGGCUGAAGCUGGAGGAGAACCUCCAGGAGACCCACUCUGCUGUCUUGUAGCUGGAGAAGAUGGCGCACCCAUCCCCCACCAGGAUAAAGCAGAGCCUGCUGCCUGCUGAGGGUACACUUGGGGAAAUAGCAGACUCAGAGUGGACACUCUACAACCCUGGGUUGGAUCCAGCGGUUAGGUUUUAGAAAGGAACACUAAACAAAGUUCGAAAGUAGAAAUACCAAAAUAGAGCAGAAACCAAGCUAAGAGUGCGUUUCUGUGUUUGAGGACCAACAUCUGUUCGUGUUGAGGAGAUGAAGUGCGGACUCCACACUGGGGUCUUAGAGGCUCCAGUGGGAAAGCAGGACUGGGGAGAGAUCAGGAGUGAGCCAGCCUCAGGCCAGGGCAGGAAAGCAGGCUGUCCAGGCUGGGCUUGGUGGUCAGGAACAGGGGCAACUCACGGUGGCUCUGGAGUACGUUUCCUCUAUCAGAGGCUUCAAGGUUUUUUUUUUUUUUUUUUUUUUUUUGCUGAGGCAGUUAUUGUCCACAGGCCUUUGGGUAGAUGAGGCCUUGGGUCUGACUGCAUGUGGCAGAAAACGGGUGGGUCAGCCCUUGAAAAGUCCUGAGAUAUAAUUAUUAUAUCUCACACAAGCAUUAAACUGGAGUGCAGUAAACCUAGGAACCCUCCCACAAUUGUUUUUUUUUUGUUUGUUUGAGACGCAGAGCCUAGAGUGCAGUGGCACAAUCUCAGCUCACUGUAACCUCCGCCUCCUGGGUUCAAGUGUGAGUAGCUGGGAUUACAAAAGUGUGUGGCCCCACGCCCAGCUAAGUUUUGUAUUUUUAGUAGACAUGGGGUUUCACCAUGUUGCCCAGGCUGGUCUUGACUUCCUGACCUCAAGUGAUCUGCCUGCCUCGACCUCCCAAAGUGCUGGGAUUACAGGCAUGAGCCACCAUGCCAGGCCUGUUUUGUUUGUUUUUAUAGAGAGAUGGGGUUUCGCCAUGUUGCCCAGGCUAGUCUCAAAUUCCUGAGCUAAAGCGAUCUGCCCACCUCGGCCUCUAAAAGUGCUAGGAUUACAGAUGGGAGCCACUGUGCCUGGCAUGUUUGUUUGUUUAAAACAUUUCUCCAUCACCCAUUCCAGGUCCCAGAGCAAACUCUCUGCUCUCGGAGCCUGUGACACUGGAUAUGUGCUUCACAGUUUCAGUCCCAUACUCUCCAACAUUUUUCAGAGCUCCGUAUACAGGUAGAUGCCAUCCUUUCUAAAAACUUCUCAUGACCUCCUGGAAUAUUCCUAUUGAUCUCAUUUUAUUUAGCAUCAGCUCAAGAAACUACGUCUUAGUGCACAUUAUCACAACAAAGAAAAAGCUUUGUUUUUAUAACUGGUAAAAACAAGAAAAGAUUAUCAUCAAAAUGAAAAUAUAAAAUUAAUCAUUUCUCACCGAAGAGUAUGCCUGGGAGCCUCCAGUUGUUAAAAGAGGAUACUAUUACUACUUCUUAUCAAAAAUUUGUAAUGCCCUGUGAUUUUUAUGAUACUUCUUCAAAGUGUUAAUAUGUAUCAUUAGUAUAAUAACAACCAACAAAAUGCCACUUUCAGAAAACUCUGUAAAUUUUUUGUAACAAUGUAAAAAAGAAAUGGGGAGUAAGUGUUCACAUCAUUAAAAGGCUUUGAAUUCAUGGAAAUACAUCAA